Molecule: messenger RNA, 747 nt
Organism: Rhizoctonia solani
Lineage: Eukaryota; Fungi; Basidiomycota; Agaricomycetes; Cantharellales; Ceratobasidiaceae
Product: VWA domain-containing protein
Exons: 4
Coding region: 1-747 (248 amino acids)
Source: RefSeq, a predicted model, not a curated record
AUGUUCUCUAAGCUUGUAAAGAGAUUGCGUCGCGAUAACACGCCCGAAUUGCCGACUGUUGACUUGUGCAAAGAGGAUGCUCUUGCACAAUUGAUGCAUUACGAUACGCAAUUCCUAAUCGAUGACUCUGGCUCGAUGGCCGGUACUAGAUGGAACGAGGCCCGGGAGGCAUUGAUGGGGCUUGCUGAGUAUACUCUCAAGCAUGACCAAGACGGCAUCGAAAUUUUCUUCCUUAAUGACGUGAACAAGGGCGGGUCUGUAAGGAACAAAGAGGAGGUCAGACAGCUCUUUUAUGCUGUCAAACCCAGUGGGAGCACACCCACGGGGCUCCGAAUGGAACAGCUCCUCAUGGCCUACAUAGCAAGGAUCGAGGCUGCCAGGACCAAAUCAGGAGGACAGGAUCCAUUAAACAGUGGUAUCAAGCCACUGAACCUGAUUGUCAUUACCGACGGAGAGCCGACUGACGAUCCCGAGGGUGUUAUUAUUGCUGCUGCUCGCCGACUCGAUGCCGGAAACUUCUCGUUAACCCAGGUCGGCAUUCAGUUCAUCCAAGUUGGGGAUGAUAAGCAUGCUUCGAAAGCUCUCAAGGAACUGGAUAACCACCUGCAUAAGGACAAUAACGUUAGGGACAUUGUCGAUACUCGCCCGUUCACCGGCAAGGAACUCACAACAGAGGUGCUUGUCGCAAUGUUACUGGGCGCCAUCAAUCGCCGCGUUGACCAGAUCAAGAAGCCUGGAAAAGAGUAA